Agrilus planipennis (emerald ash borer) is the source of this 818-nucleotide messenger RNA. Its product is annotated as UPF0488 protein CG14286. The transcript is spliced from 3 exons. The record is from RefSeq and is a predicted model, not a curated record. Lineage: Eukaryota; Metazoa; Arthropoda; Insecta; Coleoptera; Buprestidae. The coding region runs from base 99 to 701 and encodes 200 amino acids.
AUGAAAUUAACCAUAUGAUCAUAAAGAUCAUAAAUUAACCUACAAAACACUGGCAGACUAAUAAUGUACAUUGGAGUUUAUAGUGUUUACUCUAUUUUAUGAGAUUUUAUAGACAAAUGCCUCCAUCUGGUAAAAACAAAAAUAGAAAAAUUAAGUGUGCACCUUCAUUACCUAAAACCGAUCAUAAUUUGAAGACAUACUAUACAUGCACAUCAAAUAACGAUCAAGAAGAACUUAAAAGGGAAUUUGAAGUUGAAUUAUGUUGGUGUAUAGAGCAAUUGCAAAAAGCUUUAAAAGCUGGAAAAUUAAAUAAAAAGCAGGUUCAAGAUCAUGUUAAGGCAUUAAAUACUUUAAUGAGUAGUACCACACCAGUACCACAAAAGAGGCAAGUAAUGCGUUUGUCUUUUGGUGAUUACAGAGCAAAAAUGGUUGCUGAAGAAAAAAAGUAUUCUGGAAAAAUCAAUGCAAAAAUUGUAACAGCAAAGCCUGAUAGUAAAUCAACUUUUGUAAGAAAGUCAGUGUUAUUAAAUGAAGGGGAAAGUUUUAAAUUCAAUUUUGAUGCACUAAAUGUUAAUGAAGAUUCCAGCUAUACGCAUGAUCACACUUUGAAAGAUAAAGAUCAGAACGUGGUAACGAACUGUAACCAUUUUAAAUUUAUUCCAUCAAACAGCACAUUCAAAUUUUCAUUUAAUAUUGAUUAAUUUGUAGAAAUUAUUUUAAAUAUAUGUAAUUCCAAAAAAAAAACAGAAUUAUAACUGUAUAUAUUUUAUGUAAAAUUGUAGAUUACAUAAAUAUAGUAACAUUUUGUCACUGUAACA